UGUGUGGGGCGUGUGUGGAAUAACGUUAUUGCCCGGCGGAGCCUAGAGGCCCGGAGCUCGACCGCGGCGGCAGCGACGAGGACGACGGCAGGAAGGGGUGAGGACGGCGUGCGACAGACUCACGGGACGCGACGCACCCUGCCUCUCCCGUCUGGUCCCUCUCCCCACGGUGAGGGGAUGACGUAGUUUUGCCAAAGACUUAGAAGCUAAUCAGAAAAUGAGCUUAACAUCCUGGUUUUUGGUGAGCAGUGGAGGCACUCGCCACAGGCUGCCCCGAGAAAUGAUUUUUGUUGGAAGAGAUGACUGCGAGCUCAUGUUGCAGUCUCGCAGUGUGGAUAAGCAGCAUGCUGUAAUCAAUUAUGAUGACUCUACAGAUGAACACUUGGUGAAAGAUUUGGGCAGUCUGAAUGGGACAUUUGUGAAUGAUAUAAGAAUUCCAGAACAAACUUAUAUUACCUUGAAACUUGAAGAUAAACUGCGAUUUGGAUAUGAUACAAAUCUUUUCACUGUGGUUCGCGGAGAGAUGAGGGUCCCUGAAGAAGCACUUAAGCAUGAGAAGUUUACCAUUCAGCUUCAAUUGUCCCAAAAAUCUUCAGAGUCCGAAUUAUCAAAAUCUGCAUGUGCCAAAAACGUAGACUCAAAAGUAGCUGAUCCUGCAGCAGAAGUACAGCAUAAAUCUACAGAAGCUCUAAAGUCUGAGGAAAAAGCCAUGGAUAUUUCUGCUAUGCCCCGUGGUACUCCAUUGUAUGGACAGCCAUCGUGGUGGGGGGAAGAUGAGGUGGAACAAAGUGCUGUCAAGUCAAAUAGCAAAUCUGAAGAAAAAGCCCAUGAAGCUGGAAUGUCAGGGUGCAGCACAGAUUCCAAGCAAGUUGAGGAACAACCUGCAGCUGCAAAUGAAGACGUACUCUUUCCUUUCUGUAGGGAACCAAGUUACUUUGAGAUCCCUACUAAAGAAUUCCAGCAACCAUCACAAAUAACAGAGAGCACUAUUCAUGAAAUCCCAACAAAAGACACACCAAGUCCCCAUACAACAGGUGCAGGGCAUGCGUCAUUUACCAUUGAAUUUGAUGACAGUACCCCAGGAAAGGUAACUAUUAGAGACCAUGUGACAAAGUUUACUUCUGAUCAGCGCCACAAAUCAAAGAAGUCCUCUCCUGGAACUCAAGACCUACUGGGAAUUCAAACAGGAAUGAUGGCACCAGAAAACAAAGUAGCUGACUGGCUAGCACAGAACAACCCUCCUCAAAUGAUGUGGGAAAGAACAGAAGUGGAUUCCAAAAGUAUUAAAAGUGAUGUUCCAGUUUACUUGAAAAGGUUGAAAGGAAAUAAACAUGACGAUGGCACACAAAGUGAUUCAGAGAAUGCUGGAGUCCACAGGCGCUGCAGCAAACGAGCAACUCUUGAGGAGCACUUAAGGCGCCACCACUCAGAACAGAAAAAGCUGCAUAAGACACUGGCUCCUGAAAAGCAUCCAGACCAAACUGUUGUAAGUCAAACUGCUUUUAUGAUUGCAUUCUUUGAUGAAGAUAAUCCCAGAAAAAGACGGUCAUAUUCCUUUACUCAAAGUGCGAGAAUCUUGUGUCAGGAAACUACUUACUCAGCACCACAUACAAAACUUGAAAAAGCAAACUCUCCAACAGCAGAUGCCAAAGUGGUUUCUUUGUCUUUACAGACUAGCUCUUCGCAUCAGAGAGGGGGGCAUGGUGUUCCACAUGGGACAUUGUUAAAACAGAAAUCAGAGGAGCCAUCGGUGUCAAUAUCCUUCCUACAAACUGCAUUAUUAAGAAGUUCAGGGAGUCUUGGGCACAGACCAAGCCAGGAGAUGGAUAAAAUGUUAAAAAACCAAGCUACUUCUGCUACUUCUGAAAAGGAUAAUGAUGAUGACCAAAGUGACAAGGGUACUUAUACCAUUGAGUUAGAGAAUCCCAACAGUGAGGAGGUGGAAGCAAGAAAAAUGAUUGACAAGGUAUUUGGAGUAGAUGACAGUCAGGAUUACAAUAGGCCUACUAUCAAUGAAAAACAUAAAGAUUUGAUAAAAGAUUGGGCUUUAAAUUCUGCUGCAGUAGAAAUGGAAGAAAGGAAACCACUGAGUACACCUGGAUUCCACAACUCAGAGGGAAGCACAUCUUCACCUAGAACUAAACGUUGGGUUUCUCAGUGGGCUAGUUUGGCUGCUAAUCAUACAAGACAUGAUCAAGAUGAAAAGAUAGUGGAUUUAUCUGCACCUGCUCCUGUAAAACACGACAUUGGUGAAUCUGGCAUUUCAGUGAGAAAUACUGGUGCAGCAACUUCUUUGGCUGGCCAAGGAGAGAGAAGGAGAAGAGCCCUUCCCCAGCUUCCAAAUGAAGAAAAGCCUCUUGAAAAUCCCAGGGCAAAGCUUAUAACGCAUAGGUCAGAGAUAGGAGAAAAACAAGACACGGAGCUUCAGGAGAAAGAAACUCCCACACAGGUAUCCCAGAAAGGUAAACAAGAUGCUGACAGAGCCCUGAGUAAAAUGAACAGGACGGUAAAUGGUGAGACUCUUAAGAAUACUGGAGACAACAAAAUGUUUAACUUAGGCAGCUCUUCUCCUGGAGGAGAGAAAAAUGAGACUGCUAAGGAAACUUCUUUGGUAAAGCAAACUUUAGCUAAAAUUCAGCAACAAGAACAAAAGGAGCAGGCAGAGUGGACGCCCACUAAAUUGUCAUCUUCAAAAAAUGUUUCAAGUCACAUAGACAAAUGCAGGGAAGAGUCUCUUAAACACGAGCUACAGCCUCAAGAAAACAUUGCUGGCCCUUUUACGGGCAAAGGAGAAAGGGUGACACAGAAUGAGGGCAAAAGAAGAAAAGCUGAGGACGUCCUUAAAAAUCAAACUUCAAAGGGAGGAGACAAGAAGGAAUCUUCCAAGUCACUCGUGCGACAAGGAAGCUUCACCAUAGAAAAGCCUAGCUCAAACAUCCCCAUAGAACUUAUUCCCCAUAUAAAUAAACAGUCUUCCGUCGCUCCCUCUUCUUUAUCAUUAGCCUCUGCAAGUAGAAUUCGAGAUAGAAGUGACCCUAUGGAUACUGAUUCUAGUAUGGACACAACCCUUAUUCUCAAAGACACAGAAGCAGUAAUGGCUUUUCUAGAAGCUAAACUGCGUGAAGAUAAUAAAACCGAUGAAGGCCCAGAUACUCCCAGUUAUAAUAGAGACAAUUCUAUUUCCCCAGAAUCAGAUGUGGAUACAGCUAGUACGAUCAGUCUGGUUACUGGAGAGACUGAAAGAAAGUCAACUCAAAAACGAAAGAGUUUCACUAGUCUCUAUAAAGAUAGGUGUUCUUCAGGUUCCCCUUCCAAAGAUGUUACAAAGUCAUCAUCUUCAGGUGCUAGGGAGAAGAUUGAGAAGAAAACAAAAAGCCGAUCCGCCGAUGUAGGUUCAAGAGCAGAUGGUCGUAAAUUUGUACAGUCCAGUGGAAGAAUAAGACAGCCUUCAGUAGAUUUAACAGAUGAUGAUCAAACCUCUAGUGUACCUCAUUCUGCUAUCUCAGAUAUUAUGUCAUCUGAUCAGGAAACAUACUCUUGUAAACCUCAUGGAAGGACUCCACUUACCUCAACUGAUGAACGUGUGCAUUCCAAACUGGAAGGAAGUAAGGUAACUAAGUCUAAGACAUCUCCUGUUGCAUCUGGUUCAUCCAGUAAAUCAACCACUCUUCCAAGGCCACGACCUACCAGGACCUCCCUGUUGCGCCGAGCACGGCUUGGUGAAGCUUCAGACAGUGAGCUAGCUGAUGCUGACAAAGCAUCUGUUGCUUCUGAGGUAUCCACCACAAGUUCAACAUCAAAACCUCCCACGGGAAGGCGCAACAUCUCUCGGAUUGAUUUAUUGGCUCAGCCUCGUAGAACAAGGCUUGGCUCAUUAUCUGCUCGUAGUGACUCUGAAGCAACAAUAUCUAGAAGUAGUGCCGCUUCACGUACUGCGGAAGCCAUCAUUAGAAGUGGAGCCAGAUUGCUACCAUCGGAUAAAUUUUCUCCUAGAGCUAGAGCGAACAGUAUCUCUCGGUUAUCAGACUCCAAGGUCAAAAGUAUGGCCUCAUCGCAUGGCUCUCCUUCAGUAAAUUCAAGAUGGAGGCGCUUUCCUACUGAUUAUGCUUCCACCUCAGAAGAUGAAUUUGGAUCAAACCGUAAUUCCCCUAAACAUACUCGUCUACGUACUUCUCCAGCCCUGAAAACGACUCGCUUGCAGAGCACUGGAUCCGCUAUGCCUACUAGUUCUUCAUUCAAGCAUCGGAUAAAAGAGCAGGAAGACUACAUCCGAGAUUGGACUGCUCAUCGAGAAGAGAUAGCGAGGAUCAGCCAAGAUCUUGCUCUCAUUGCUCGGGAAAUCAACGAUGUAGCAGGAGAGAUAGAUUCAGUGACUUCAUCAGGCACUGCCCCUAGUACCACAGUAAGCACUGCUGCCACCACCCCUGGCUCUGCCAUAGACACUAGAGAAGAGGUAGGAGAUCUUCAUGGAGAAAUGCAUAAGUUGGUUGAUCGUGUUUUUGAUGAAAGCCUCAACUUCCGAAAAAUCCCUCCAUUGGUUCAUUCUAAACCACCAGAAGGUAACAACGGUCGAUCUGGGGAGCCAAGACCUCAGCCACCAGAGACUCCUGAUCACUUCACAAUUACAAGGCGGAGAACAUGGAGCAGAGAUGAAGUCGUGGGAGAUAAUUUGCUGCUGUCAUCUGUCUUUCAAUUCUCCAAGAAAAUAAGGCAAUCUAUAGAUAAAACAGCUGGAAAGAUAAGAAUCUUAUUUAAAGACAAAGAUCGGAAUUGGGAUGAAAUAGAAAGCAAGUUAAGGACUGAAAGUGAAGUACCAAUUGUGAAAACUGCAAGCAUGGAGAUUUCUUCAAUCUUACAAGAACUGAAAAGAGUUGAAAAGCAACUACAAGCAAUCAAUGCUAUGAUUGACCCAGAUGGAACAUUGGAGGCUCUGAAUAACAUGGGAUUUCCCAGUGCUAUCUUGCCAUCUCCACCAAAACAGAAGUCCAGUCCUGUGACUAACCACAGCAGCCCUGGUCAGACACCAACACUUUGCCAAGCAGAAACUAGGGGUCUUCAUCCUGCUGGUAACUCGGUCUCAGCCGAGUUUGAGAAUGCUGAAUCUGAAGCUGACUUCAGUAUACAUUUCAAUCGGUUCAACCCUGAUGGAGAAGAGGAAGAUGGAACAGUACAGGAAUGACUUUCUUUUGAACGUUAAAAAUUAUUACCUGUGGAAUGACUAGGAUUAUGGAAGCAGCAUAGUGUUGUUGAUGUACACAAAACAAGACAGCUUGGUCAACUACCGUUUUGUUAGCCCUGUCUUCUUAAUUUUAUUUAUUUCUUUUUGUCUAUAAUAUAGUACCAAUAUUAACCUUCUCGAGACAUUUGGAUAACCAUUUUUUUUUUUUUGGAUAACCACUUUUGCACAUAUUGAGAAAAGGUGAGAUUGCAGUUUUGCCUUCUGUAGGUGUAUGAAUUCUAAAAUUGCACCCUUUCCUUUCAUAGACCCCUGUUUUGGUGUUGGUUUUAAGCCAUGCUGUGACUUAAAAGCAAACUAAAUACCAACAUUUCCGAAACUCCUUUUCUCCUGUGCCAAGCUGUGCCCUGAAAUAGACUUCCUCUUCAUCUGUACAGAUUUGUUUAACAGUUAUAUUUGCUUCUUAACAAUAUCAGUUAUAUUAGUACUCAUUUCCAUUGGAUAAAAUGACAGAUUACUCUUCACAGUAAAACAGACCUUUUCAAAACAUUCAUUCUUGUCUUCUAAAAUUUUCCAACCUCUGUGUGAUUUAUAAACUUCAUUGCUACGUAAAUUGUCUCGGGGUUUACGGAGUUUAUUAUGUUUGCACUACGAUUUACUGGGAAUGGUAGAUAGACAUAUCUAUAGAUCAGUAAGGACUAAUUGUCUUUGUUUGUACAUAGGAGAUUGCUAAUACUGUCUUUGUUUUACCCCACAGUGUUUUACUCCACUUUCCAAAAGAUCAAUUUGGCACUUUUUCAAUUUUUUUAAUGGAAAUAAGCUUUUGUCUCAUUUUAGUUCAAAUAAUAACUAGAAAGAUUAAACUAGUUUAGGUGGAGUAUAUUUUUAAAACUAAGAACAUGUAUAUUGGUCCUGUGUUACCAAGUUUAUAUGUGACAGUUGAAAAUUUUUCCCUUGAAAUGAUCAUGAGGUUAACAUUUUCUUUCUUAGGAGACUCGGAGAGAGCAAGCUGUCCUAAGAUUAGUGUGCGUGUGUGCUUCCCUGUAGGGCACAAUGGUAAUUCCUGUGUCGGUCGUGCAUUUAUAAGGGCUCUGGAGGGUGACAGUGACAGGGCUUGGGCCUGUGUUACUAAAGAAGAAGCUUACAAAAAUUAUCUUCUAAAGGCUUGAUUUUUCUUUCCCAUAAGUUGACAUUCUUUCCCAUACAUUUAAUAAGGAAAUCAUUAUAUUUGUGUUUCCAGAAUACUAUAAUGUGGAUAAUCUUAAUUCAGUAGUAUUAUUAGACCAGGAUUUCCCCCUUAAUCCCAUAAGUCUAUAAAGGUUAAAACUGCAACUUUUAUGAAAUGGUCUUUAAUAUUUCAGCUUAAUCCUGUGUUCCAUUUAAGAAACAAGCAAAUUCUAUGUUUCACAAUUUUACAGGAUUUCUAAAAUCCUGUACACUAAAGAAUCAGUCAAUAAACAAUUUUUUGUAGAGAUGUAAAACUAAAAGUCUAUUACAUAAUGAAUUUUUUUAAUUUAAAAAUGAAAAAGUCAGUGAACUUUCUUAUGGUAAAACUAAAUUUCUCCCAUUCUCUCUAAUAAAGGCAGAUGGGGCACGGGGGGUGGGGAAAGUUGUAAAGAACGUGAACGGAAAGAUAACUGCAUUGAAGAAAAGAAAGCAUUGAAACAGGGUCAAUCCAUCUUUGUUUUCUCAAGCAAAAUAAUCACCAUUAUUCUUUCACUUAAUAUUUGGGUACUGAUUAUAUCUAUGUGGAAGUAGAAGGUAAGGAGUUGUUUAGAAAAAGACUAGAAUACACUUACAUUAUUGUUUAUGUGUUUACACAGUUUUGCUCAUUGAUAAACAUUUGGCCUUUUACUAUGUUAUUUUUAUUUUGUAUGAAUACAUUAUUCUCCUUAUUUAUUUUUGUUACAUUUAUUACUUACGUUAUUUUGUUAUGCAUUUACAACUCCAUUUUUAAAUAAAGUGUUUCUGGAACUUUAUACAAUGAUUGCUUAUUUUUUUAUUAGCAGAUUGCUAAUAUGCUUCAUCAGUUUACCGGAUACCUGUUUAUAAACUACUUUGAAGGUUUGGGUGUGGAGAAUAAAUAAAUGCUCUGAUGAUUUUGGAGAAA
This is a messenger RNA of Echinops telfairi (small Madagascar hedgehog), 7286 nucleotides long. RefSeq names its product centrosomal protein 170 (gene CEP170). NCBI's taxonomy places the organism in Eukaryota, Metazoa, Chordata, Mammalia, Afrosoricida, Tenrecidae. Bases 218 to 5179 code for a protein of 1653 amino acids. The record is from RefSeq and is a predicted model, not a curated record. Gene Ontology annotation, molecular function: protein binding. The transcript is spliced from 19 exons. Gene Ontology annotation, cellular component: centriole.